This is a messenger RNA of Lemur catta (Ring-tailed lemur), 1797 nucleotides long. RefSeq names its product ghrelin and obestatin prepropeptide (gene GHRL). Bases 1310 to 1663 code for a protein of 117 amino acids. Gene Ontology annotation, cellular component: extracellular region. NCBI's taxonomy places the organism in Eukaryota, Metazoa, Chordata, Mammalia, Primates, Lemuridae. Gene Ontology annotation, molecular function: growth hormone-releasing hormone activity; ghrelin receptor binding. The record is from RefSeq and is a predicted model, not a curated record. The transcript has 6 exons. Gene Ontology annotation, biological process: positive regulation of growth hormone secretion; negative regulation of inflammatory response; gastric acid secretion.
UGUAUAAAGCGAAUUUGUUCUCAGAUACCAUUUACCUACAGCAGUUAAUUCACUAAUGAGUCAUUCUUUUCCAUUCACUGAGGCAGGCCCUUAAGAGACCAGCAACUAGAAGAAAGUCUGCCGGCCAACAAGCAAUGGGGAGACCUGCUCACUGAGCCCCAACGAAGUCCCAAGGAGGAGGAAGACAGGGUUUCAUCCCCCACCCUCGGAGAAUUCCAAACUCGUCCUGGUUCUUAUUGAGACGUGAAAGGAAUGAGGAGGAGAGUAAGCCAGUCCUUUCCCCAGUCACUGGUCUUCGAAACUCUUCUUGGUUCGGAUUUGCUUGUGUUUCCCAGCCCGCACCAGCCGCCUUCCACAACUCCGAGUGGGCAGCGAGGUACUUGCUGGCGCCUCCUCCCUCAACGGUUCCAUGUCCAUCAGAUCUCCCUCCUUUGACUCUGUGGUAUGUGGUUAGGGGGGUUUCCAACUCCCAGGUGACAUUUCUGUUCCCCAAAGAUAACAGCCAGCGUGGGUGUUUACUUGCUGGUGGUGUUAUCUAAGAUCAACACGGGCUGCUCCGGCCUCCAGAGGCCCCUGGGAGGCUUCAUGUCUCAGUAGCUGCCUGGCUACCGUAGUUGGGGUUUUUCUAUUUUGGGGUGUUUUUUGGGCAGGGGAAAUUGGUGGCUCUGAAAAAGUUGCAACUCCACACCAAGGGUUCCAGUUUUUUCUCCACCCUUACCACCUUCAGCCCCUUUGGGUCCCAGGGCCAAAGCGGGUCUGUGCUCAGGUGGCAAAAGGGCUGUGAAGGCCUCCUGGUGACACAUUCACAUUCUGCUGGGGCUAAAUGUGGCGUUUCAGCCACCACAGUGGGCUGGUGAUGAGGUUAACUUUCAACUGGAGGUAUUUAGUCCCCCACUGUCUGUUGAAGGAUUCAGUCCAGCCCAGCGUGUGCCUCCACUGUCCCAGGAGCUUCUCUGAGGAUCCAGUCCCCCCUGAAGUUGGUCUUUAAGUUAGGGUGGUCAUUUGGCCAUCAGCUGUUCUACUGCUUCGUAUCUUCCCAUCUGGCUAUCCUGCCCCAGCUCCAUCUCGCUCAGAGCAGACUGAUGUUCCUGGAACGCCAUGUUCAUUGUGGAGGCAGAUGGCAUCUCAGAAAGAACACCGUACUAGUUCCCAAGGAAUGCACAUCAGCGCCACAGAAGCGAGGCCACCUCUGAGAUGGAGCUGCUGGUUUAAAACAAACACCAGGCUUCCUAUAUAAGGACCAGACAUCCCCCAGGCACCAACUCUGCCAGGAAUCCCAGGCCCAUCUGUCCCCAACCCACUUGCAGCCAUGCUCUCCCUGGGGACCAUCUGCAGCCUACUGCUCCUCAGUGUGCUCUGGGUAGACAUAGCCACAGCAGGCUCGAGCUUCCUGAGCCCCGAACAUCAGAAGAUCCAGCAGAGAAAGGAGUCCAGGAAGCCACCAGCCAAACUGCAGCCCCGAGCUCUAGAAGGCUGGCUCCGCCCAGAAGACGGAAGCCAGGCUGAAGGGGCAGAGGAUGAACUGGAAAUCCGGUUCAACGCCCCCUUUGAUGUUGGAAUCAAGCUAUCGGGGGCUCAGUACCAGCAGCACAGCCAGGCCCUGGGGAAGUUUCUUCAGGACAUCCUGUGGGAAGAGGCCAAAGAGGCCCCCGCUGACAGAUGAUCACCUACAAGACUGGCUCACCUCCCUGUUGUCCUCCCAGGCUUGGAAGCUCUCAUCUGGCUUUUAGAUUGCUUCUGCAACAACUCCCAGUACUACUGUACUAGCUCAGGAGGUGAAUAAAUGUUCAAACUGUA